AUGCUGGUGAGUGCACAAGCAUCAAAUGAGGCUCACUUACAUGGGGCUAACAUUGUUGAGGACCUAGAUGAAAGUGGUCGAGACGACAGCAGUUAUGUUCAAGACGACAGCAGUCAUGUUCAAGAGGAAAUCAGUGAGAAGUCGAAGACUCAAAAGCGUGGCAAGAUCUCACUAAAAGAUGCCAUCAACAAUGCCCGAGAUUUGAUCGCAAUGCCAGGAAUUAGAAGCCAGGAACCACGUGUCGAAGACAAGAAAGAAAAGUUAUCUGCCGCGGCGAAGUCGACCAACUUAAAGUUUUCAUUGGUAGGACGUGUCAAUGGCUGGGUAUCUGACGUUACACCAGAUGAGAGGUCCAAAGCUUCAAGUGCUUCCAAGUCUCGCACCGCUGCCUCCCCUUUCUCAUUGGCACAUGGGCCACCCAGCACCCAGGUUACAUCUGUAUCAGGUGUAAAUACCAAGUCCAGUCGCCAACCUAAAGUCUCUUCCAAUCUUGCUACUGAGGUUCUUGUUGGCGGCUUUGCCGAUGACACUUUGGAUGAUUCCCAGGAACGCCUUGAAACAAUCGCCUCGAAAACAAAGGAGAAGAAGUCUUUCAUUAAGAUCAUUACCAACACGAGGGCCGAUGAUGCGACAAUGGGCUCGAAGGGACAGUCUGAUCUCAAUGUGCCAAUGGACGUGGAGGCCUCCACGCCAUCAGACAUAGAGGCAGACUUUGAGGAUGACGGCCCAACAGACUUCGAGGACAAUGAUCCGAUGGACGCAGAGGAUGACGUGGAGAAUGACGUGGAGGUUCUGGAGGACGACUUCAACCCGAACGAAGACGCGAAGAUGUCUGAGGACAGUGACAGUGGCAGUGAUUUAUCAUCCCACCGUCCGAAUAACAAGAAGCGCAAGGUCUUGUUUCACUUAUUGUCCUCAGAUGAGGAACUUGAGGCUCCGCUUACAGCUGCUGUUGGAGCGGUCGCGAAGAAGGCCAUGCGGGUAACAUCUUCAACUUCAGUUGCUGUCUCUGAGGCAGCUGCUACAGCAAAGCCACCUGCGAAGAAGGUGAAGAUUGAAGAAGGUGCUGAUGACGAUACGAAACCCGUGCUUGUUCCAUUGCCCGGUCACUGGAUCGAGAAGCGAUAUAAGUCACGCUCAACCUACCGGAACAGUGAUCUCCCUCCGCAAUGUCAGGAUCAACGGUGGCCCAAACAUUUUCUCUCGACCCUUUACCUGUGGGCCGGCAGCCAAAAUAAUCUCUGGCAGUUUGCAGAUACCUCUCUUGUUGAAGCGCUUCAAUGCAUUUUUGAUGUCGUGUAUCCAGAUCUCCAGUACAAGGUGACUGCUCAGAGAUCUGUCUUUGGUGUUGCUACUCAGCAUCUGGCAGAGUGGCGCAGCAACUUCAGUUCAACAGGACUUGCAAUUAUGAUCGACUUCUUCACUCGGAACGAAGACACUAAUCCAAAAGACCUUAGUGAAGCGCUUAUGGAGGAGUUCGUGUUCCUCUUCGAGGACUUGGACUACUCAGACAAGAUGAAAGCAUUCCGGUCUCCUUUCAUGAUACAGUUAUUUGCAACCGCUCAUCUUCACAGUAUUGUUGGACAUGCUCAUGUCACCGCCAUCAAAACAGAUGUAUUGGCUGCCAGUGGCAUGGCUGGUGUUCUUGCUCUCUGUGCAACUUCACUCGAACGUGCUGUCAAAUGCCUCGGCGCUGGUGCCAUUGAUAUUGAUGUGGACAUCCUCGAUAUGCGUCCUGCACAACUGAAGCGCAAGCUGCGCACACCGAAGACCCUCAACAAGUGGACCGGCAACUACAGCACCACCGAGCACGCAUUUUCCAUCAACAACUGGGGGUCAGUAACCGAAGCUUACUUGUCUAGCGUAAAGAAAAAGGGGGACAUUUUUUUGAGGGACAUGGUUUCAACAGCGUGGAAGUUACUCAAGAAAUCGGGCAGUGCUGGCCUUGAGAAGUACCUUUGCCUCAACGAUGACGACGAAUCAGAGGACAUCGACAGGCGUGCCAUGCUUUGGUAA
Suillus discolor is the source of this 2016-nucleotide messenger RNA. RefSeq lists its product as uncharacterized. Bases 1 to 2016 code for a protein of 671 amino acids. The record is from RefSeq and is a predicted model, not a curated record. The transcript is spliced from 6 exons. NCBI's taxonomy places the organism in Eukaryota, Fungi, Basidiomycota, Agaricomycetes, Boletales, Suillaceae.